CCCACUCUCUAGGCAGGCCCCCACCCGGCGUCUGUGCGGGGAAAGCCGCCCAGCUGUUUCUGAUUCUUUCCCCCUCGCAGCCCCGCCCGAAGGGGCGGGGGCCAGGGCAGCAGGGAAGCCGGGGAGACAAGGCUCUUCUGAGCCCCGCGGUGAAGGGCGUCCGGUCCGCAGGUGUGCCCCCUCCGGUUCGGCCGUCGGUCGCUGGUCCACAGGCCGGAGGGAAGCAACCGGGCCGGGCAGAAGGGCGGAAGCCAAGUCUAAACGUUGUUUGGUGGGGUGCGCUGGGCAGGGGGUCGCAGGAACUGGGCAAGGAGCCCUAGAGAAGAGAAGCCCCUACCUGGAGCCGGCUGCCCACCGCGCCCUGUUGGCACCGCUGAAAAGGGAGUAAAGAUUCUCUCGCAACUUGCCGAUUCUGCCCAUUUCCCAGAAGCGCCAGAACGGAGAGAGGACCCGAGAAACCGAGUGCGUCCUUUCUGCUCAGCGCCAGUGUCCAUGGGGGCUAGCGGACAGCGGAAGGGUCUGCAGGCUCCUGCUCCGCUCCCGGCCGUCGCCCCCGUUACUUGGGGGUUGCCGAAUGAAGGGCGCUAGGACCCGGUGGCGCGGUGUCGGCAGGGACGGGGCGCUCAGGGCUCAAAGGGGCGCCGAAGCGCCCACAGCGUCCAGCCCGAGCAGGUGGGGGCGCGGAGCGGUGCGCAGCCGGGGCGCCGCAGGCCGCCACACCUAGGGCGCAGCGAAGCGCCGGGGCUACGCGGGCGGAGCCGCCCUGAGAGCCGCGCGUGUCCCCAGCCUCGGCCCCGCCCCGCGCUGUCCAAUGAGAGCCCGCGGCCAGAGGGGCUGUCCGCACACUCCACCCGCAGCCCCACUCCACGCCACCGACCCCCUGACAUCGCUCCCCGCGCCCCGGCUGUGCGCCCCAGUCCCCGAGGUCACUGCGCCCCUCUCCGGAACCCUGCGCCCCGGUCCGGGAAUCCAGGUGCCCCUAGGUCCCCAGCCGCCGGCAAGCCUAUGGCCCCCCAGGGGGGUGAGUAAGGACAGCCUGAGUACCCCCAGCCGGUGCCGCGUCCACGCCCCUCCGGGCCGCGCGGCAGCAGUCUUGGGGAGCUAUGCUGAAGCUGGGUGGUGCGGAGGACGCCGCGCAGCUGCCCCCUCGGCGCGCCCGCGCUCCUGUCCCCGCGCCCGCGCCCAGACCUGCGGCCCCCGACGGCUCCCGGGCUGCGGCCCGCCUAAGCCUUGCCUGCUUGCUGCUGCUGCUGCUGACGCUGCCGGCCCGCGUAGACACGUCCUGGUGGUACAUCGGGGCACUGGGGGCCCGAGUGAUCUGUGACAAUAUCCCUGGUCUGGUGAGCCGGCAGCGGCAGCUGUGCCAGCGUUACCCAGACAUCAUGCGCUCGGUGGGCGAGGGUGCCCGAGAAUGGAUCCGAGAGUGUCAGCACCAGUUCCGCCACCACCGCUGGAACUGCACCACCCUGGACCGGGACCACACUGUCUUUGGCCGUGUCAUGCUCAGAAGCAGCCGGGAGGCAGCGUUUGUAUAUGCCAUCUCGUCAGCAGGGGUGGUUCAUGCAAUCACCCGCGCCUGUAGCCAGGGGGAACUGAGUGUGUGCAGCUGUGACCCCUAUACCCGUGGCCGACACCAUGACCAACGUGGGGACUUUGACUGGGGUGGCUGCAGUGACAACAUACACUAUGGCGUUCGCUUUGCCAAGGCCUUCGUGGAUGCCAAGGAGAAGAGGCUCAAGGAUGCCCGGGCCCUCAUGAACUUACAUAACAACCGCUGUGGUCGCACGGCUGUACGGCGGUUUCUGAAGCUGGAGUGUAAGUGCCACGGCGUGAGCGGCUCCUGUACUCUGCGCACCUGCUGGCGUGCGCUCUCAGACUUCCGCCGCACAGGUGAUUACCUGCGGCGGCGCUAUGAUGGGGCCGUGCAGGUGACAGCAACCCAGGAUGGCGCCAACUUCACAGCAGCCCGGCAAGGCUAUCGCCGUGCCACCCGGACCGACCUUGUGUACUUUGACAACUCCCCAGACUACUGUGUCUUGGACAAGGCUGCAGGUUCCCUAGGCACUGCAGGCCGUGUCUGCAGCAAAACAUCUAAAGGGACAGACGGCUGUGAAAUCAUGUGCUGUGGCCGAGGGUAUGACACAACUCGAGUCACCCGUGUCACCCAGUGUGAGUGCAAAUUCCACUGGUGCUGCGCCGUGCGGUGCAAGGAGUGCAGAAACACUGUGGACGUCCACACCUGCAAGGCCCCCAAGAAGGCAGAGUGGCUGGACCAGACCUGAACAUGUCAAUACCUCACUCAUCCCUCCACUUCAAACCUCCUGACUCAAAAGCACAAGAUCUUUGCAUGCACACCUUCCACCACCCUCAACCCUGGGCUGCUACAGCUUCUAUUUAAGGACUUGGAGAAUGAUCCAGAGGGACUCUGGUGUCCUGGCUGGUUCCUUAGCCCUUGGAAGGAGUUGACAGGGGACGUAAGAAACUGAGCAGCUCCGACUCCCUGCUCUGGAGGCUAGAAGGGAGAGUGGAAGAGGUGUAGGUGUGAUAUGAGUUGCACUAAAGCAUGUGGUCGAGGCUCGUGUCUUCUUUCCCCUGCACUGGCCUACUGACACUUCUGUGUGUACAAGAGGAAAGGUACCCGGAGAGCGCUUCCUUUCGCUCCUACCUGGCUGAGGGUAGAUAGGACAGAGAUGAAACCACUUAUCUCUUCCCUAGGUCAGUUUGAGCAGACUGUCUGGUACCCUCCAAAAACCUCUUAGGCUACAACAUUCUUUCAUUAUUGAGAGUUAGAUGAGAGUUAGCCACAGUGGACAAGGUUCCAUUCAUAUGCUCACGUGUUUCUAAACUGCUGUGUUUUGUAAGGGAAAAUAUUACAUAACUAUACAAACAUCCAUUCUCCUCCCAUCUCUCUCUCCUUUUUGGCCUACAUCAGACAGCACUACUCCCUGGGCUCACUUGCUGCGUGUUUAAAUGAGUGGCAGGCAGUGAUAGCCAUGCCUAACAGAUCAUCAGAAUACCCUGGGACAUCCUGAGAAAGAGGGAUUUAGUAAGCCUUGGGAUUGUUUUUAAACUUCCCACGCGUUAUUCUUAUGGUCAGCCACGUUGAAGAAACGCUGAGAAAAAGGUAUAGGACUUGUGGAGGCGGGAGAGGGCAGCAGUCCUGAUCUCGAGGGUCCACAAUAGGCCUCCGUGUAUCGUAAGCAGAUCAAGAUCUCCAGCUUUGGCAAUUUUUAGGAGAGGAUCCUAGCCUUUGACGCUGGUAGUGGGAUCCAUGACUAUGAGGGAAGGAGAGCUGGGGCUUGGAGCCAAAGUGCUGAGCAUCUUAGAAGGCAGCCUUCCCCCAUUGAUUUUCUCCCCCCUCAGCAAGAACUCGUCUUUAUGUAGCGACUCUCCACGUCCUGGUGAUGGUGACUGUUAUUCCUUCCAUGUGUGGCUUCUGCAGGGGAGUUCCUUCUAUGCUACUACCCGCUCCCUAAAUCAGCUUGCGGUAGCUAAGUCUCCAGAGGCAAGCUAAAGGGUACGAAACGAAGUCUCCAAAACUGUGAUGUCCUAUUUUUAUGUGAUUUGAACAGUGGUUAUCUCUUCCCGCUGAUAUCUUAAAGGAGCAGAAUACUGUAGAAAUUUACAGUUAUGACAGACAUGGGUUGGAAUCACAGCUGUUUUUGAUAUUUUAAGCAAGAGACUCAAAUUCUCUGAGCCUCUACCUUCUCAUCUGUAAAAUGAGGGUAUAAAACUAUCUCAGAUACUGAGCAUAAUUACAGCUCCAAACUCUAGACAACAGACACUCUCACCAAAGCCGCUAUCUGGUCUCGCCCAUCAUGACUUACUUCAGAGCCUUCACCUAAGGACAGUCAAGUACUGACAGCAGGCUGUGGAUUCAGGGGCCUACCCGAGGAAUUCUGAGUAUAGCCUCCCCCUCUCCCAAGUUCCUCUCCAACAUCCCUUGGGGUCCUCACAUGUUUGUGGAACAGCUUCACUCUGCACAGGCAGCAGAAGGAGCCAUAGCUCUGGGAUAGGGGGGCAGAUUUAUUUGGAUGAUAGGACUAAUAUUUGUGUAACCUGUGGAGACCUGUGUGGGAGAGUUUGGGGUGGUUUUUCUUUUGGCAAGGGGGUUUGCUCCGAUUUCACAUCCAUUAACACAAAACAUGAGUUAGUCAGGGCCCUUGUGGUCUGCGGUGAGGGGAUGCCUGUGGAGAAAUGGGACUGAGUGAGUCAGGCCAGGGGAAUGUCUUCCUUGAAGAGUGGAGGCAACUGGAUAACUGAUGAGCCAAUGGUGGGAUGAGGGAGGGGGCACGGGAGGGAAGAGAAGAGCUUCUGACAUCUUGAGCUGGGAUUAAGAGGAGGAAAGCCUCAGUGUAGUGAGAAGGUAAGAGGGUUACAGCCAGUCUGAACUCAAUAAUAGAGUUGAAUGAAUUUCUAAAAGGGUGCUGUCUUGUAUGCUGGGCUGCUGGGAAGAGCCUCCGCGCCCAGUUAACCCCUGCUCUCACAGAAUAUCCAGGUGACCACGUAAGUGAUAGCAUGGGCCUUCCAUGGGACAUCAACCUGAGUUAAAUCAACUUGUCUCUAUUAUCUAUCUGUUUUCCGUUCUUAGCCCAGGGAGGGAAUGGGCCUCUUCUGACAUCUAACACUGCCCUAUGCUUUUCUCUGGCAUCCAAAUUCUGAUUCAUAAAGACCCACAUUCUGCAUUUUCUUAUAAUGGUUAGGCGAAGAGUGAGCUGUCCAGAGAGUGAGAGGUUUGAAAAGUGAGGCGGGUAGGGAGAGAAAAGAGGUCCACGUGAGCCCCACCACAGAGGUUAUGUGGCUCCGAGAAGGAAUGAUGGCCAAGCCAUUAAUUAUGCCUCUUAUUCCUUAGCUUGCCUGUGCAUUCCGAUUGGCUUUAGACAACUGGCGUCUAUUCUGUGCUAUACAAACAGAAACUAAUUCAUUUGGAACAAGCAGCAAAAUGAGAACUUUAUUUGGUGUAGUCAGGGCUCCAUGUCAUUCUGCCACUACUUACUCCCUCGCUGCCUCCAAUCUCCCCUCUUGCAGCCCACCUAUCCAACAGCGGUCUGUCCCUCAGACCAGCAGUCUCACAGCCCCUCUCCACUCUUUCCUAUUGGUCCUCAUUUCUUUUCACUUUUAAUAGUUAGGUAAAAGGCAGGCAGAAAGUGCUAUUUGGACACAAAGCUAACUUAAAAGAGGUUAUCUCUAUCCUUUAAGGAGCUUAGAAUCUUUCAGGGAAGGCAUGUGACUGCAGUGCCCCCACUGCACGCCUGUAGCCAGUUUCUCUAUGGAACAGUAAGGAUGCCAGCCUUCACCGUGCCUUGGAGAUAAGAGCCAACCUGUAUUAUUGCCAACCUUGAAUGACAGCUCUAAUCCAUACUCUUCCUCAGAGAUGCUGAAAAAAUUCAAUCAGAGACGUUAGACUAUUUAAAAGAAUGAAGUCCUGCCUGGCCGUGAGGGUCUGUUUGUGAACAGUCCUGUAGGUCUGACUCAUGACCACUCACUGCCUCAUUUCUCUUCCUCCCUAUAGCAGAGAGUAAUUUCUUCUCCUUUCUCUCACCUCCCUCAGCAAGAACACCAACCGCUAAGUCCCUGCCAAAUUCUCAGGCCCACUCCGGACAUCGGCUUAAUACAAGAGAGAUUAUUAGGAUUUUCCCCCCCUCUGACUUUCUGAGGUUUUAUUUAAAUGCCCUCAGUGGUCAUAGGGAGAAGCCCAAGUGAGGACACCGGGGAGAGUAUGUUUCUCAUCCCUGAGAGGCUCCCGCAACCCAAUGACAGCACCAGAGAACAAUGUGAUGCAUUCCUGGGCAGGUCGGUGGGACCCUGGGCGCCUGGGCCUUGUGGAGAGAGGUGCCAGACACAGAGCUCUCCGUAAGCAAUCCUGCAGAGCCGCCCCCUGGGUGCAGAGAUGAAAUACGGGAGAGCUUCACAUUACACAGAGACCCCAGCUCACACCUGGUUAUUGAUGGCCUUGGCGGAGGCCUCUGCCCCCACCCUCCACUUAGGGGUUGCCUGCUACUACGGGGGCUGGGCAUCUUUGAAGCAAUGUUGGAAAACAAGAGAUGCUUCCUUUUCACGCUUUGCCCUCCCAGUCUGCACACGACCAGGAGGAUACACAUACAUAUGAGGUGCACAUAUACGGGCAUACAUAUACAGAUAUGAACAUACACAUAGCUUCUCUCAUUCUAGUCAUCCUCCCCUUUCCCAGAAGCAAAAAAUAAAAAAGCAACUAGAUUUCAAUCAAAUUCUCCAAAACUCAUACCAACAGCAGAGGUUCAGCUAUAACCAAAGAAUAUUAAAAAGUUACAUUAUCAACAUGCAGGCAGCUGUUUAGUUUGGGGACCAGUUGUCACCCGGGGAUGAGAGGAGGAGGAGGCAGAAAGGGAUGGACAAUGGACAAUUAGCACCCAAGCGAGGGGUCUGAGACGUCUCAGGGCUGGUUCAUGCUGGAAAUAGUACAGUUCAUGCUCUGUGUGCUGUGUAUGGUGAGGCAGUCUGACUGCUCAUGCCCUAUUGUUCUUAACUCUUGUUAGGUUAGAAGCAGGAGAGCUUUGGGAUCCAGAGAUGAUCUCCCAAGAGAGGUAUUGGAGAGGAGCAAGCAGUAGCUCUACUAGGCAAAUAUGUCACAGUUACUGCACUGAACGGAGCUUUUCCAGAAGAUAUGAUUCUCUUUGGGUGGUUGUCAGGUUUCAGGCAAUAGCCAGUGGGGUCUCAGUAAUAUCCUGUCCCUGCCUCCAAAGGGAUAGAAAAGAGGGAGCGUUUAUAAGCACAUUUUCCCACUUCCCUUUCAUGACUUAGAGGAUCUCUAAGCAUCUUUGUGGCUAUUCCUCAUUUACUUAAGAUGUUUUAGUCAUCCUGGAUUUGAGAAAGCAAGGUAAGCAUUAUCCCCUUGGCCCCCUAACUGAACUAUCUGGGCUUCAAAUUUGCCUUUGCUCACUUCCAUUCUGCCUGAGUCUAUGGAUGGGGCAGCAGGCCACACAGUUCCCUUUCUUUGACCAAAAGGAACUGAAAUCUGGUGACUUUAUUUCAAUACCACCAGCCCCUAUAAGCAGGCCUGACUGAACAGAAAGGCUAAGCUGAGUGAAGAAAAAAAGAAUACAGUUUAAUCCACAGCUGUUCUAUUUGACAUCUUUUUCAAGGUAAGGCUUCCCCAAGAAUAAAUGUGGUACUCGCCCUGGCCAGUGUGGUUCAGUUCUUUGGGUUUCGUCUGGUAUACCGAAAGGUUGCUGCUUUGAUUCCCAGUCAAGGCACAUAUCCAGUUUGCGGGCUCAAUCCCUGGUGGGAGGCAUGCAGGAGGCAACCAAUGGCUGUUUCGUGCUCACACAGAUGUUUUUCUCUCUCUCCCUCUCCUUUCCUCUCUCUAAGGUAAUCAAUAAAAAAAAUAUUUUAAAAUGUGA
Molecule: messenger RNA, 7379 nt
Organism: Myotis daubentonii (Daubenton's bat)
Lineage: Eukaryota; Metazoa; Chordata; Mammalia; Chiroptera; Vespertilionidae
Gene: WNT2B
Product: Wnt family member 2B
Biological process (GO): neuron differentiation; cell fate commitment; canonical Wnt signaling pathway
Cellular component (GO): extracellular region
Molecular function (GO): frizzled binding; cytokine activity
Source: RefSeq, a predicted model, not a curated record